Messenger RNA from Aphanomyces invadans, 2370 nucleotides. RefSeq lists its product as hypothetical. NCBI's taxonomy places the organism in Eukaryota, Oomycota, Saprolegniomycetes, Saprolegniales, Verrucalvaceae. Gene Ontology annotation, biological process: rescue of stalled cytosolic ribosome; protein ubiquitination. The coding region runs from base 56 to 1936 and encodes 626 amino acids. Gene Ontology annotation, molecular function: ribosome binding; nucleic acid binding; ubiquitin protein ligase activity. The transcript is spliced from 3 exons. The record is from RefSeq and is a predicted model, not a curated record.
GCGGGAGAAAGAGAGUGACGGUCUUUGUGUUCGGAAUGUUGGUCGACGCGACGCAAUGGUCAGAAAUUUCCAUUUCCUCGUUGGAAGUAUGGCGACGUCCCGCGCGAGUACGUCGGUCGCCGUCCGCGGCGCGGCAGCACCAGCACAAUCACAAGGCACAGUAAACUCGAACCGAAGCAGCACAUCAAAGGCGUCGCACUCGCGCAAGAAAAAGCCGGCCCAGCUGGUGGUGCCAUCGGCCACUGUCGAGCAGUCUGGCAUCCUUCGACCGAACGCUGCGACGUUUACGCCGUCACUUCAGCACGGUGCGUCGGUGAUUCCCACACCCGACAACGCCGCGUCCAAGAAGCAAAAUCCACAGCAGCGAUCCCGAAGAAGCCGAGGGACCACCGAGCAGCCGCCCAUCGUAGUGACAGGUGCACCAGCAAACAAUUCCGACCGCACGAAAGACACCACGGCAACCGCUAACCCCGCGACACCGCUUGUACAUCCAAGUGCUCGUGGCUCACGUGGGGGUCGGAACCGAAAAUCGAGAGAUGCUGCCACGCUUGCCAAAUCAACGGUCGUCAACGAAGACGAUGACGAACGCUCCGAGUCGAAAGAGGCACGCGAGCUGUGUUUGGUGUGCGCCAAUCCGUUUCGAUACCACGCAAUUGGAGAAUGCAAUCACGAGGGUAUUUGCUCAACGUGUUCGAUGCGCAUGCGGCUCUUGAUGAAGGACUUCAACUGUCCCAUCUGCAAACAAGCAAACCCCCGCGUCAUUGUCACCGACGUCAUUGCACCAUACGCGAGCUUUGGCAUUUGGGGCGACACGGGUGGCCCGGGCGUUCUGUUGGACGAUCGGUCGGAAAUGUUCUUCAGCCGGUGCGACGCACACUACGAGUCGUUAGUCCGUCGUCGGGACUUGUACUGCCGUCGGUGCCCGACAGCGAACAGGGUAAAGUUUCGCGUAUUGGAAGACUUGCAGCUGCACAUGGAGAACGAGCACGCAACGUACUUUUGUGACCUGUGCGUACAGCACCAGCACUUUUUCGUGGGGGAGUACCCGAUGUACACGAUGAAGGAGCUCAUGCACCAUCAAACAUCGACGGUGUCGGCCACUUCCCGCGAGCGCCAUCCGCUUUGUGAAUUCUGCCACGUUCGGUACUACAGCGACGUGGAAUUGCAUGUGCACCUCGAACGCGACCACUUCAAGUGCCAUCUCUGCCCGGAAGUUCAGCACCGCUACUACCGCAACUACAAGGGGCUGGAAACGCACUUUCGACGACAACACUUAUUUUGCGAAGACCCGUCUUGCAUUGCCAAGGGCUUUGUUGUGUUCAGCAACGACAUUGACUUCCAAGCACACAUGUUUUCGGUCCAUGGGAACCAGGACAACCGCAUUCGAAUUGCCUUCACAGUGCGUCGAGGCAUGGAGGACGAAGGCGGCGCGUCCAAUGUCGUGUCGUCUGGAAGUAACAAUGACUCAUGGGAGUUCGUUGGGCCUCCUCCGUCAGCGUCGCGACAGCAAGAAGAAUUUCCGGCACUUCCAACGGCGGCCCCUUCGGCGACUCCCUGGGCCAAGCUUGCACCAGUCACACCACCCGCAAUGAUCCGUCCGACAGCUGUCGCGGCUCCUGCCCCGUCGUCUGUGCCUCGCGCUAUGUUGUCUCGGAAUGCACUGUUGGCAUCAGCCUUUGGCCGCGGCCCGAAGACAGAAGACGCCCUGGAAAAGGAGCUUCGACCGCAAUAUUCGCAAGAGCUCAAAGACUGGGGGCGUUCCAAAUUCCGCACGCUUGUUGCUGUUGAAAAGAAGAUCGAGGACAUGAUGGCUGAUCGCGCAUGCUUCAGUACGCACCUGAAGGCAAUGCCGAGGGAACAGGUAUGUCUCGUAUCCUCCAUACCGCGACGUUCAUUACGAGAAUUUCUUGUUGGAUCCACUUCUAGCGGCGUAUGAUUCACGAGUUGGCCGUGUUUUACGGUCUCAAGUCGGAGUCGCGGGAUACAGAGCCUCACCGCUUCAUCUCUCUGUACAAGUUGCAAACUUCAACCCUACCACCGAUGUCGCUUUCGAAGUGUCUUCUUGAAGAAUCCCAAGGACCGAAGCGUCAGACUCGUCGUGCCCGUGUGUACGUGGACCGGAAUGUGACGUUGCCGGUGGGUCGUGGAUGGGAAAAGGUAGCCGCUGCGCCGGUGGCGGCUCCCCAGGUGCCUCAAGAUGCUUGGAGUGACGAAGAGGACGAGACCAUUGAAGACGUCAGUGCCUUCGUACGACCUGAAGGGAGCUCGACGCGCCUCGAGUUCCUUCGUCGCACAGAUGGGGGCGCGGCGUCUGACGAAGAGAAGGAGACAGGACAGUCUUAAAUAAAUAAUGACGUUUUUGGCGCGCAA